AUGCCGGCUUCACCGUCAGAAAAAGAAAAAGUUCAAGAAAUAUCAUUGACUUGUCGAUUGUGCGACAACACAUUUUAUCUACCAAAAAUUUUGCCGUGUUGUGAUAUCAGUUGUGAGUUUUUUAAAUUAAUUUUUUGAAAAAAAAUUAUAAUAAUAAAUAAAAAUUUAGGCUGCCACCAGUGUUUGAAAAGCUUGCAAGAAAAUAAAAGAGGCUGUCCAGUUUGCGAAAAACCCUUCAAACUUCAAGAAUUGAGAACAAAUCAAAUUAUUCAAGAUAUUAUAACGCGUUUUAAACCAGCUGUGAUUAUCGAAAAACGAUUGGAGAAUUUUCAACAAUAUCCACAUCUUCAGACAAAAAUUGUGAAAAGAGAAUUGCUUGAUCAACUUGCACAAAGUAUUGAUAUCGAUGAGCAAAUUUCUUUUUUUGUUUGUUAUGAUCCAAAUGUCGCAAUCGUGAGUUAUUUUAAAAGCAUUUCAAAAAAAUUCAAACCUCCCGCGCUAUACGCGUAAACCGGAGCAUCGUUGUUUUCUUUUUAUUUUUUCGCAAAAGUUUUCAGCUUUUUUUUUUGAAAUGGCUCGUCAAUUCAAAAAAUAAAUAAAUUGAACCUUCCCACGUAAAUCUGAAUUAAUUGAAAUAUUUUUUCAGCGACCAUAUGCUUCAACUUCAAAAACUCCCGAAUAUCAAAUCCAAAAAAUUCCUACAAUCAACUCAUUUCAAAGAGGUUAUCGAUGCAAAGCUUCAACUCCAAUGUUCGUAAUUCGACAAUUAAUGAUGCAAAAAUUCCAACUCGAUGAAUCAAUCGCAAGAAUUGCGUUUGUUUGUGAUGGAGCUGAACUCACAGAUAACAUAACUCUUCGAACAGUCGCAUUUCGCCGAAAUUCUCCGUCAACAACCAAAAUGUUAAUCAAUAUGCUAAUAUUAAUGAAGAAUAAUAUACGAAAGCAAUCGCCGACAUCAGAAAUAAAAAGAAAUAGUAGUGAAAAUGAUAUAAUGGCUGAUAAUACAGCAAAUGAGGAAAAAGAAGAUGGUCCACCAAUUUUAGAAGAGGAAAUUAUGCCAUCACUCGAUGUUGAGAUAACAAAACCGGAAUCUGAACCUACUCCGCCACCGAAUAAAGAGCAACCGAAAAUUGAAUUGCCUGCUCCAAUCUCGAAGAAUAUUGCUCAAGUGUUUCCGUUUCCAAUUCCGCAAAAUCAAAGAACUCCUCCAAAUAUUCCGCAACAACAACAACAACAAUCGAAUUCAAGGCCAACAAGUCGCGAAAAAAUGGUGAGUAUUUGAGGAUUUUUCAAAUAGAACCCAGAGUUUUCAAAAAAAAAAUUCAAUAAUUUUCACAAAAAAAUAAUUUUUCAGACACCACCAAAUUUGCCAAACGUCAAAUUCAAUCAAACUGCAACAAAUCACGCAGUCGAAUGGCUCUUCAUGCGAGCACUCGAAACUAAAAAAGACCCAUCAAAAUUCCUCGAUGAUUACUACAUAACUGCUGGCGGACCUCAACCAAACACAACAAUCUCACCUGAACAAGAAUUCAUCUUCAAAUUUCGAAAAGAAUGCGAUUCGAAAGGUGUUGUGAUUCCAACAAUCACACCUGAACUUCAAGCGAGUUUAUUUGCACAAAUGUUUGAAAAACAUCAAAAUAUUCAACGAAUGAAGAUGAUUGAGGAGAGAAAAUUGAAUAAACGAAGAUCUUUUGAUGCGACUCAAGAUGGUUCGGCGGGAAAAAGAAUCAAGAAAACUGAUGUAUCUGCAUAUGUUGUGACAACUCCAAUUAUGAAUAAAUUACCAUCUGAAACAACUAAAAUAACAGUUACAAAAGUUGCGGAAGAUAAAAGAGAUCAAGAAGUAACAAGUACAAGUGAACUCGAAAAAACUAUCAAUUCGAGUGACAGGGUUAGUUUUUCGGGGCCAAAAGUAUCCCAAAUUUUUUGCAAAAAAAUUCUUGGAAAAAAAACAACCAAAAAUGUUUUUCAAGGAAAAUAAUUUCUAAUCUACUUGCUAUUAGAAAUUUUCUCAUGAUUCAUUUUCAGCCAUCGCCACUUCUCCUCCCAACUGCUGAAAGUAUCGAUGCAUUAACCCAAGCAAGAAAAUCAUCAAAAACUCUUGGAAAAACUUUGGCCGAAUCAAUGCGUCGAAGUGGUGGCACAUCAUCACAACAACAAACAAAUACACCAUCUUUUAUGAUCAACACACCAAAAGAAGAAAAUGUGACGUCAUCCACCAACACAAAUGUUUCGCCGAUUGAAGAGAAACCAAAAAUUUACCUUACAAAUAUGUAG
Molecule: messenger RNA, 2277 nt
Organism: Caenorhabditis angaria
Lineage: Eukaryota; Metazoa; Nematoda; Chromadorea; Rhabditida; Rhabditidae
Source: the annotation of a GenBank genome assembly